AUGGCUGAAGGGAAAGAAGAGAAGAAAGAAGAUAAGGGAAAGGAGAAAGAGGAGAAAAAAGAAGAGAAAGGAAAAGAGAAGAAAGAGGGAAAUAAUGUGAUUGAUGCCAUUUACAAAGUGAACCUGCAUUGCCAGCAAUGUGGACGAAAGAUCAAGAAGCAUCUCCUUGUUACCCAAGGGGUUCAGAAUGUUGAGACAGAUAUGAAGAAAGGAGAGAUAAAAGUAAAAGGAAAAUUGGAUCCUUUAAAGAUAUUGAAGCUCAUUGAGAAAAAGAGCAACAAAAAGGUUGAGUUAAUAUCUCCAAAAAUCAAGGUUCAGCCUCCAGAGGAAAAACCAAAGGAAAUCAAGAAGGAACCAAUAAUUCGCAUAAUCACAGCAAAGGUUCAUAUGCAUUGUGACAAAUGCGAGAGAGACCUGAAAAAGAGGUUGAUCAAACACAAAGGUAUUUUCAGUGUUAAAACUGACCAGGAAGCUGAAAUUGUGACAAUUGAAGGAAGCAUCGAGCAUGAGAGAUUUUUAAGGUUUCUAAAAAGAAAAGUGCACAAAAACGCAGAGAUUAUUUCGUCAAAGGAAGAGAAAAAGGUUGAAGACAAAGGAAAGGGAAAACAAGAAGAAAAGGGCAAGGCAGGUGAAUCAACCAAAGAAAAAGAAAAAGAGAAGAAGAAAGAUGGUGAAGAACCUGAGAAGAAGGAAAAAGGAGACGAGAAAUCUAUUGUUGUUGGAUUAACCAAAGAGAAAGAGAAAGAGAAGAACAAAGAUGGUGAAGAACCAGAGAAGAAGGAAAAAGGAGAGGAGAAAUCUAUUAUUGUUGGAUCAACCAAAGAGAAAGAGAAAGAGAAAGCGAAAGAGAAGGAAAAAGGAGAGGAGAAAUCUAUUAUUGUUGCAUCAACCAAUGAGAAAGAGAAGAAGAAAGAAAAGAAGGGGACACAGAUAAUACAAAUUCAAGAAGACACCAAAGUUGAGAUUGUGGCCAAAGACAAUGUUCCUUAUAUCAUCCACUAUGUUUAUGCUCCUCAGAUUUUUAGCGAUGAAAAUCCUAAUGCUUGUUAUAUUUCAUAGAUCAAUCAUUGCGGAGUCUAAGAUGACUUUUAUUAUUUAUCAUUUAUUAAUAUUGUAUCUCUAUAUCUAUAUAUGUUAAUUUUAUAUAUUUGUAUAU
Messenger RNA from Neltuma alba, 1156 nucleotides. Its product is annotated as heavy metal-associated isoprenylated plant protein 4. The record is from RefSeq and is a predicted model, not a curated record. Gene Ontology annotation, molecular function: metal ion binding. The transcript is spliced from 5 exons. Lineage: Eukaryota; Viridiplantae; Streptophyta; Magnoliopsida; Fabales; Fabaceae. The coding region runs from base 1 to 1059 and encodes 352 amino acids.